Molecule: messenger RNA, 3991 nt
Organism: Callithrix jacchus (white-tufted-ear marmoset)
Lineage: Eukaryota; Metazoa; Chordata; Mammalia; Primates; Cebidae
Gene: IL36R
Product: interleukin 1 receptor like 2
Biological process (GO): regulation of inflammatory response; signal transduction
Molecular function (GO): interleukin-1, type I, activating receptor activity
Source: RefSeq, a predicted model, not a curated record
AUCACAGUGGGACGCCUGCUUUACAGAAAUUAAUGAGCAUGACUCAGGCAGAUUCAUGAUACUCCUUAGAAGCCAUUUGGGAUAACUUCCUCUUUGGGGUCAUUCCAUACAGGCCGAUGCAGAGCAUGCAGUGCUCAAAUGGGAUUUGGAAAGAAAUGAAUAAUUAAUUUAGACGUUCAACUUGAAAUAGACUUAAGACAUUCCUGGUGAUGAAGGACUUAGAUGCCAGAAAAUCAGGCUCAAAGACUUUCAAGCCAUUUCUUAGUGUGAUGCCACAUUCUUUCCUACGUUCUACUGGGGAAGGCAGGUCUGCCCUGCCCACGGUGGCGGUGGCGGGGAAAUACCUAGGCAUGGAAGUGGCAUGACAGGACUCGGGCCACUGUCGUAUUUUCCACUCUUCGUAUCUUCCAAGUGCGGAGGUCCUGCACGUUCCAAUCCGGUAGGCAGGUAGACCCCGGGCCGGGAGUCUGUGGCUGAGCCAGGUAUGGGUGGGGCCCUGACGGUAGGAGACCUGUGCUGGAAAAGAGGUGGCGACAAUGUGCGCCACCACAGGCCAGGGAUCAGGCCCCUCGGGUGGGCCCCCGACCCUGCUAGGUGACCGUGGGGGAGCCGACUCAGUCUCUGGGCAGCAGUGUGGAGUUGCGGCGGCUACUUUCAGCUCCAGCGGCUCCCGGCCUUCCUCGCUCCUUUCCCGCCCUUGCCAGCCGGGUUUGGGGAUGUGGUCCUUGCUGUUCUGCGGGUUGUCCAUCGCCCUUCCACUGUCUGUCAGAGCAGAUGGAUGCAAGGACAUUUUAACGAGAAAUGAAAUGUCUUCAGCAAAUCAGCCUUUUGCUUUUAAUUGUACAUUCCCUCCAGUAACAUCUGGGCAAGUCAGUGUAACAUGGUAUGAAAAUUCUAGCGAAAUCCCAGUGUCCAAAAGCAUACAGUCGAGAAUUCACCAGGACGAGACUUGGAUUUUGUUUCUCCCCAUAGCUUUGGGGGACUCAGGAGUCUACCAAUGUGUAAUAAAGGAUAGAGACAGCUGUCAUAGAAUACAUGUAAACAUAACUGUUUUUGAAAAACAUUGGUGUGACACUUCUGUAAGUGGUUUGCCAAAUUUAUCAGAUGAGUACAAGCAAAUAUUACAUGUUGGAAAAGAUGAUAGUCUCACAUGUCACCUGCACUUCCCAAAGAGUUGUAUUUUGGAUUCAACAAUGUGGUAUAAGGACUGUAACGAGAUUAAAGGGGAGCGAUUCACUCGUUUGAAAACCAAGCUUUUUGUGAGCAACGUCUUGGCAGAGGACAGAGGGAACUACAUGUGCCAAACCAUACUGUUACACUCAGGGAAGAAGUACAAGGUUUUAAAUGGCAUCACUGUGAGCACCAAAAGAGUUGAAUAUGGAGGAAGUAUCCCUAAAAUCAUUUAUCCAAAAAAUAAUUCAAUUGAAGUACAGCUAGGCACCACCCUGAUUGUGGACUGCAAUAUAACAGACACAAAGGAUAAUACAAAUCUACGAUGCUGGAGAGUCAAUAACACUUUGGUGGAUGUUUACUAUAAUGAAUCCAAACGAAUCAGAGAAGGGGUGGAAAGCUAUGUCUCUUUUCAGGAACGUAAUUUGUACACAGUAAACAUCACCUUCUUGGAAGUGAAAAUGGAAGAUUAUGGCCUUCCUUUCAUGUGCCACGCUGGAGUGUCCACAGCAUACAUUAUACUGCAGCUUCCAGCUCCAGAUUUUCGAGCUUACUUGAUAGGAGGGCUUUUUGCCUUGAUGGCUGUGGCCGUGUGUGUUGUGUACUUCUACAACAUUUUUAAGAUUGACAUUGUUCUUUGGUAUCGAAGUGCCUUCCAUCCUACUGGGACCGUAGAAGACGGGAAGCUGUAUGACGCCUACGUCUUAUAUCCCAAGCCCCACAAGGAAAGCCAGAGGCACGCUGUGGACGCCCUGGUGUUGAAGAUCCUGCCAGAGGUGCUGGAGAGACAAUGUGGAUAUAAGUUAUUUAUAUUCGGCAGAGAUGAAUUCCCUGGACAAGCUGUGGCCAAUGUCAUCGAUGAAAAUGUUAAGCUGUGUAGGAGGCUGAUGGUCAUCGUGGUCCCUGAAUCGCUGGGCUUUGGUCUGUUAAAGAACCUGCCGGAAGAACAAAUCGCGGUCUACAAUGCCCUCAUCCAGGACGGGAUGAAGGUCAUUCUCAUUGAGCUGGAGAAAAUCGAGGACUACACAGCCAUGCCACAGUCAAUUCAGUAUAUCAAACAGAAGCACGGGGCCAUCCGGUGGCAAGGGGACUUCACAGAGCAGUCACAGUGCGCAAAGACCAAGUUUUGGAAGACAGUGAGAUACCACAUGCCGCCCAGAAGGUGUCCACCGUCUCUUCCAGUCCAGCUUCUGCAGCACGCGCCUUGCAACCGCAUGGCAGAUGAGUGAAUGGGAGGAGGACACGAGGUUCGCUGUGCACUGAUGGGGUGUUGUCAUUGCUCAGUGGCUCACAGCUGGAGGAGGACACAUUUCAUCGGGGCUCACCGCUCUGAAGCUGGCAGUUGCAUACUAGUGAGCGGGUCUGUUGUGUUUGUUGCCAUUUGUUUGCUUUGAUCAGAGCUGCUGCUUCAGGGAAAGACAGGGCUUCUGCAGAAGGUCCUCCUUAGCCUACGGGCUCAUUGACACGCUUGAGCACUCAUGAAGCCCUGGGUGGCUAUGGCGCUUGGGCCCCUUGGAAAUGGGACACAGAAGGUUUUUAGAGAUGGCAGUGGACAUGCCCGAAAGUUUGCCCAUGAUAAGGCACCCAUGGAGUCUGAGAUGGGAGCCUACACUGUCAGGGGACGAGAGAAGGACAGUUUAGCACCAGGAGAGGAUUGGCAAGGAUAGUAGUAUUUGUCCACAGCUGUCCAGUGUCUGCAGGGCCUGUGCUCAGGUGUCAUUUGCUGUGUCUGCGUCUCUCUCACUCUGUUAGUGUAGACAAAGAGCUGUGACCACAGCCUUAGCAUUUCGCUUCCAGAGAGAGUUAAAAGUCACCUGGACCAGUGGGGACCCACAGGUGUGGCCAUGACUACCUCUUGGUUACCGUCCCAGUAAGCCCAUGACUUGAGACGCUUUAUCUGCCAAACCAAAGCAAGCAAGAAUUCCUUUCCUUUUCCUUUUAGACACAUGUCAGCCAGAAUUCUGAGCAGCCUGUGAGACAUGCAGUUAGCACACAGAUGAUAGGAUUCUAGUCCCAGCAAGGCAGGGUCGGUUUCCAAUGAGCCUUGCCACAGGCCAAUUUAUAAUGUCAUGAUUCACAAAGAAUUUUGAUACUAACGAUCAGCUGUAAACCCUCAUCACUCUUUUCUAAGAUCCUGUGUUGAGGGAAUUAGGCAUAGCGCAACCCUCUGGAGCUGUGGCUGGUGACACUGAGACUUAGUAAGCAGUCAGUGGGGCCUGGAAGGGAGUCAGCCCCAGGAGCUAGCCGGCGGGGAUGGGAGCAGGAGUGAGAAGGUGUCAGGAGGCCUGUGGCCCUGGGAUGGCGUGGGGAGCAGGGUGGGUUGGGAGGCGCUAUGCCUUCAUUCACAGGCAGUGGGUGGUGCCCAGUGUUGGAUGGACUCUCUGGUGCUAAGGAGAGCACUCCUCUCUGAAGAAUUUAUGUUCCAAGGUGAUUUCACAUUACACAUUUAUUUAGAAUCCUUCAGAGGCCCCAGCUUGACAUUAAUACCCUCUUUUUUUUAACAUUUGCUUUUUAAAAUUUUUAUUUCGGUAAAAUACAUGAACAUAAAAUGUACCAUUUUAAUAAUUUUUAAGUGUAGAGUUUAGUGGCAUUAGGUACAUUCGCACUGUUGUGUGGCCAUCACCACCAUCCACUCCAGAAUUGUUUCAUCCUCUCCAGCUGAAAUCCUGCACCUAUUAAGCUACACCUCCCCAUUGCCUCCCCUUUGCUCUUAGAUAGGACAUAAAAUGCAUUUUAAGAAUAAUAACAUCAAAAGUGGCUGCUAUAACUCAUUAAUACUCUUACAUUUUUGAUACUUUUUAAUAAAAAGAAACUAGAGACA